AUGUCGCUACCAUCGCCUACUGGAAGUCCAUCAAGGCAUAUCACUGUUGUCGACGUUUAUGAUCUGGCCGCAUCUGUUGGUAAAGAUUUUGAGAAACUAAUCGAACAGUUUGGCGAUGAAAGUGUACGACAAAUUAUGCCAAAAGUUAUAUCUGCUCUAGAGACUUUAGAAGCUCUCGCUAAUAAAAAUGAAAGGGAAAAUGAUGAGAUUCUUACAUUAAGACAAACUGUUGAAAGGCUAGAACAUGAGAAGCACGCAAAAAACCAAGAUCGUUUAAAGUUUGAAAUGGAGUUGGAAGCCGUCGAAGAAAAUUAUCGGAAAGAAAUUGACGAUCUUUGGAAAAUGGUUAAAAGUUUACAAGCUGAAAACCGACAGUUGAGUAGUAGCGUGAAAGAAAAUGCAUCAAAUAUACUUUCUUCCGCUCCUCGAGACGAAGAUCUGGUUGUCAUGAUCGAACUGAAGGAGCUGUCAAAUAAGCAGAAGGAACAGAUAAAAGAAUUACAAAAAGACGUUGAUGCAUACUCAUGUGAAGUGGAAAAUCUUCACAAUAGUAUUGAGAAACUGAUCAGACAGAACGAGGAACUGUUACGUAAAAAUGCUUCACUACAAAAGCAGGGCCGUAUGCUCGUAGAAGAGAAAAGCGAAAUUAUACGGCGGUUACAAAGCGCUGAGGAAUCUAACUUCAAAUUAGCCAAACUAUUUAAGGAUGCGACACGCCAGUGCAAGGAUUUGCAGGAGAUACAUUUUGAAGAAAAUGACAAUUCGCCUCACUUUUCUGUGGCGGAAUUACGAGAGGUUUUACAAGAAAAAAAUAUGCUGAAGGGCCGAGUAAUGGAGCUUGAAGAAGAGCUAGAGCAAUUGAGACCUCGAAAUUCUGAAAAUGCUUCAGACAGCGCGGAAGAAGUUAACCCAGCAACACAAAUUUCGAGGUUUUUGAUUUUUACGAGCUAUAAUUUUGACGUGAACAAUAGGGAGGUUUAUGCUGGAAGCAUUUGUAAGAAUUCCUAUUUUAGCAAGUCAGAAGAUGACGAAUGCGUCGUUUAUGGUCCAAUUAAUAAGGAACCUGAUGAAAAGUUGUACCCGUGGAAAUACGAAAGGAAAGACAGUGGUGUUAGAAGAUUCUUCCGAUUUGUCAAGGAAGGUUUAAAUGGAGGAAAUCGUAGUCCUCAGCGUGGUUCUUCUGCAAGUCCAGUAAUGCCACGACCUAUUCCUUCUCGAGCUAGCCCGCUAUUGCAGUAG
Enterobius vermicularis (human pinworm) is the source of this 1239-nucleotide messenger RNA. The record is from the annotation of a GenBank genome assembly. Lineage: Eukaryota; Metazoa; Nematoda; Chromadorea; Rhabditida; Oxyuridae.